AUGAAUGGAACUGAUCAAACCCCUAUUCGAAUAGAUAACGAGGAGACCCUAAUCCUGGAAUUGCUGAUCUUCAUGGUGGCCUUGGUUGAGUUACCAGGAAACAUGACUGUCCUCUGCCUUCUGAGCUUCCACAUGCGCAGAAACGCCUUCUCCAUCUAUGUCCUCAACCUAACCGGAGCCGACUUCCUCUUCCUUUGCUGCCAAGUAAUUGUGUCCAUGCUGCUUUUAUUCGAUUUCUUCCAUCUUUUCUCAAUCCCCUCCCCUAUGUACAACAUCUUACUCACUGCAUCAGCCUUUUCCUAUAUCGCCGGCCUGAGCAUGCUCAGUACCAUUAGCACCUAGCGUUGCCUGUCCGUUCUGUGGCCCAUCUGGUACAGUUGCCAAAGACCCAGACACCUGUCAGCUGUGGCAUGUGCCCUGCUCUGGGCCCUGUGCCUUCCUCUGAGCAUACUGGAAAUGAACGUUUGUAGCACCCUGUUAAGCUAUGAUAACAAUAACUGGUGUAAGAUCUAUAACUCCAUUGCUGCAGCAUUGCUGAUCAUUUUAUUUUUGAUUCUCUUUGGAUCUAGCCUGGCCCUGCUGCUCAGGGUCCUCUGUAGUUCACGGAAGUUGCCACUGACCCGGCUGUAUGUGACCCUCCUCCUCACAGUGCUGGUUUUCCUCCUCUAUGGUUUGCCCUGUGGUAUUUAUUGGUCCCUCAUAAUGUGGAAGAAAAAAUUUCCAUAUGAUUGCCCUCCCCACUCUUACCUUGUUACACUUCUCCUGUCCUGUGUUAACAGCUCUGCCAACCCCAUCAUUUACUUUUUUGUGGGCUCCUUUCAGCAGCAGCAGCGAAGACAGACCCUCAAGCAGGUUCUCCAGAGGGCUCUAUAUGACACCCCUGAGAUGGCUGAGAAUGGAAGCAGCCUUCCUCAGGAAACCUUGGAGAUGUCAGAAAGCACCUUCGGACCCUGA
This is a messenger RNA of Ochotona princeps (American pika), 954 nucleotides long. Its product is annotated as mas-related G-protein coupled receptor member X2-like. The record is from RefSeq and is a predicted model, not a curated record. Gene Ontology annotation, cellular component: membrane. Gene Ontology annotation, molecular function: G protein-coupled receptor activity. Lineage: Eukaryota; Metazoa; Chordata; Mammalia; Lagomorpha; Ochotonidae. Gene Ontology annotation, biological process: G protein-coupled receptor signaling pathway.